Lactuca saligna is the source of this 3668-nucleotide messenger RNA. The record is from the annotation of a GenBank genome assembly. Lineage: Eukaryota; Viridiplantae; Streptophyta; Magnoliopsida; Asterales; Asteraceae.
CGAUAAUCUUCAAAAAUAUCCCUAUUGAAAAUUCGUAACACCUUAUUGAAUAUACUUUCAUGCUACAGUCAUAGUUGGUCUCUGUCGAACAACAGUGCUAAACACGUUGUCGUCUGACGUGUAACUGUAACUCGCCUCCCAGAAACCUGAUUUCAGACGUAACUUCAAGCUUUCCUUCUCUUUCAAUCAAUCAACAGUACACCACCACCUAAUACAUACUCAACCGCCAUAGAUUCACCACCGACAAAACUCGUCAGUUCUCUACCAGCUCCUAACUGCUACAGCAGCACGUAUCUAUCUAUCUAUCCAUCUCAAUUUCUCUGCACACAUAGUUUGCUUUUACAGUUUUAGGGUUUCAAGUUCACUGAUUAAUACUAAUGGCAUUGUUACGGAAAUUGUUUUACAAGAAACCACCUGAUGGACUUCUUGAAAUCUCUGAAAGAAUCUAUGUUUUCGAUUGCUGUUUCACAACUGAUGCUUGGGAAGAAGAAGAUUAUAAAAGUUAUGUGGGAAACACAAUUUCUCAGCUCAAGGACCAUUAUCCCGAUGCUUCCGUCCUGAUUUUUAACUUUGGUGAUGUAAAAUCAAGUCAAAUCGCUUCUGCUUUGUCGGAAUAUGACAUGACGAUUAUGGACUAUCCUCGACAAUACGAAGGUUGCCCAUUGCUUCCAAUGGAGGUUAUCCACCAUUUUCUAAGAUCAAGUGAAAGCUGGCUUUCACUUGGCCAGCAAAACAUUCUUCUGAUGCACUGUGAGCAGGGUGGUUGGCCGGUUUUGGCUUGCAUGUUGGCUGCACUUUUGAUUUACAGAAAGCAAUACGCUGGGGAAUACAAAACCCUAGACAUGGUUUAUAAGCAAGCUCCGCGUGAACUAUUACAAUUCUUCUCUCCUCUAAAUCCUUUACCUUCUCAAUUAAGGUACUUACAGUAUGUAUCAAGGAGGAAUGUCGCUACAGAAUGGCCUCCAUUGGAUAGGGCACUCACUUUGGAUUGUGUGAUAAUCCGAAUGAUUCCUGAUAUUGAUGGAAACGGUGGUUGCUGUCCUAUUUUUAGGGUUUAUGGACAAGAUCCUUUUUUUCCUGGUGAUAAAACCCCUAAACUUCUGUACUCAACUCCAAAAGGGAGCAAGAAUGUCCGACACUACAAACAAGCAGAAUCUGAACUGGUUAAAAUUGACAUCAAUUCCCAUGUUCAAGGAGACAUCGUGAUGGAGUGUAUCAGUUUACAUGAUGAUCUGAUUCGUGAAAAGAUGAUGUUUCGCGCAGUGUUCAACACAGCAUUUAUUAGGUCAAAUAUUUUAAUGCUCAAUCGUGAUGAAAUCGACAUGCUUUGGGAUGCUAAGGAUCUAUUUCCCAACGACUUCAGAGCUGAGCUUCUUUUCUCAGACAUGGACACUACUGCAGUUUCUACAGUUCCAAUAGAUUCGACUUAUUUUGAAGAAGAGGGCCUUCCUAUAGAAGCUUUUGCUAAAGUUCAAGAGAUGUUUAACAGUGUAGAUUGGUUAGAUCCUAAAAGUGAUGCUGCAAGAAAUGUUCUCCACCAGAUAGUUGCCUCAGACAUUGUUCAAGAAAAGUUGUCUGUUGAAGCUCAUGUUCCUUCAAAUCAAGAAUCACAAGAAGUUGCAGAUAAUAAGGUUAAACUUAAACCUACUAAAACUCCAUUAAUCCCCCCCUCCAUUCUUCUACCUAGCCCCUCAUUAAAGGACACUGAGGGGGACACUAAGGAGGACAAUAAGUCUCCAUCCUCCCCAUCCAUCCUCCAUCGUAGCCAGUUAAAAAGGGAUAAAACAGAUAGUAAGGUUGAACCUUUUCAAUCUUUAUCUUCCCUCAAAUACCCUGCAACUCCUCCGGUGAAGGACAAAAGGGAUACUAUACUUCAACCUUCUCCACCACCACCACCUCCUCCCCCUCCGUUAAAGGACAAGCCAGUUAUUAGAGCAGGUCCCUCUCCAUCACCACCACCGCCACCACCACCUGUAAAGGAAGGUAGAGUUGAAAGAGUUGCAUCCCCGGUUCCCCCACCACCACCACCACCUCCCCCAGCAUCACGGAAUUCUUCAGGCCCACCACCACCACCUCCUCCUCCAACAUCACAGAAUUCUUCAGGCCCACCACCACCACCACCACCACCGCCUCCUCUGGCUUCAAGGAUUUCUUCAGGUCCACCACCACCACCUCCUCCUCCAGCAUCACGAAAUUCUUCAGGCCCACCACCACCUCCACCACCUCCUCCAGCAUCACGGAUUUCAUCAGGCCCACCACCACCACCUCCUCCAGCAUCACGGAUUUCUUCAACUCCACCAGCACCACCACCUCCAACCUUCUCUAGUGGAAAUGUGAAGAAGGGUGUUGUCCCACCUCCACCCCCACCAAAAGCAGGCAAUAAUCCUGGAGCUCCAUCUCCUCCACCACCUUUAACUAAAGGGCGUAGUUUGUCAAAAACAACUUCUUUGAAAACUCAACAUUCCAAGAAACUGAAGCCUUUGCAUUGGCUGAAGAUAACAAGAGCAGUACAAGGAAGCUUGUGGGCUGAGACACAAAAAUCUGGUGAUCUUGCAAAGGCACCCGAAAUUGACAUAUCAGAACUCGAGUCUCUGUUCUCAGCAUCAAACCCUAACCCUGACCAAGGGGCAGAAAAGUCAAAAUCUCGGACAGUGGUAGCUAAUAAACCUGAAAAAAUACAACUGAUUGAGCACAGGAGGGCAUAUAACUGUGAAAUCAUGCUUUCAAAGGUCAAAAUACCAUUAAAUGAAUUGAUGGAUCAUGUCCUUGCGUUAGAAGACUCAGCAAUGGAUUCAGAUCAAGUGGACAACCUCAUAAAGUUUUGUCCAACAAAAGAGGAAAUGGAGCUGCUUAAGGCUUACAAAGGAGAGACGGAUAAAUUGGGCAAAUGUGAACAGUUCUUCUUGGAGUUAAUGAAAGUUCCGCGUACAGAAUCUAAACUCAGAGUUUUCUCUUUUAAGUUACAGUUCAACACACAGGUUUCUGAUCUUAGGAAGAACCUGAACAUAAUAAAUUCUGCAGUAGAACAGACCAGGGGUUCUGCUAAAUUGAAGAGAGUGAUGCAAACAAUUCUUUCAUUAGGAAAUGCAUUGAAUCAAGGGACUGCAAGAGGGUCUGCGAUUGGGUUCAGGUUGGAUAGCCUGUUGAAACUUACAGACACACGUGCAAGGAACAAUAGAAUGACGCUUAUGCAUUAUCUUUGUAAGGUGCUUGCUGACAAACUACCUGAAGUUCUUGACUUUUCCAAGGAUCUUCAAAGUUUGGAACCUGCAGCAAAGAUGCAAUUGAAAUACUUGGCGGAGGAAAUGCAAGCUAUUACCAAAGGAUUAGAGAAAGUUGUCCAGGAAUUGUCAAUGUCUGAAAAUGAUGGACCCGUGUCUGAAAAUUUCCGCAAGGCUUUGAAGGAUUUCCUUUGUUCAGCAGAAGGUGAAGCAAGAUCAUUGGCUUCUUUAUAUUCUACCGUUGGUAAAAAUGUGGAUGCUUUAAUUAUUUACUUUGGUGAGGAUCCAGUCCGUUGCCCAUAUGAGCAAGUUGUUUCAACUUUGCUCAAGUUUGUGAGAAUGUUUAAUCAAGCACACGAGGAAAACACCAGGCAAUUAGAGGCGGAUAAAAAGAAGGCAGAAAAGGAAGCCUCAAAUGAGAAGUUAAAACAACAUAUAAUUGUAUAG